ACUGUAGCCUGCAUCAGCCUCCUCUCGUAUUGCCCACAAUGCUUUGCGAAGUGGCAACGUAGCCGGCUAUGGCGGAGGCGGUGUCCGCGCAUGCGCUUUGAGGGGAAUAAGCGUGUUAAAAAAAAAAACCCUGAGAGCGAAAGAAGCCGGUGCCGGUGAGGGGCUGAUUGACGGGUUCAUUGACGGCAACCGCGCCGCGCCCGCCGGUUCCGGACCAGCCGCUGCUCCCCCUCCUCCUCCCUCAGAAUCAUGGCAAGUCCAAGAACAAGGAAGGUCCUUAAAGAAGUGAGAGUGCAAGAUGAGAAUAAUGUCUGUUUUGAAUGUGGUGCGUUUAACCCCCAGUGGGUGAGUGUGACCUAUGGAAUUUGGAUCUGUCUGGAAUGCUCAGGAAAACACAGAGGCUUGGGUGUUCAUCUCAGUUUUGUGCGCUCUGUUACUAUGGAUAAAUGGAAGGACAUUGAGUUGGAGAAAAUGAAAGCUGGUGGUAAUCUUAAAUUUCGAGAGUUUUUAGAAUCUCAAGAAGAUUAUGAUCCUUGCUGGUCACUGCAAGAGAAAUACAACAGCAGAGCUGCAGCACUUUUCAGAGACAAGGUGGCAACAUUGGCUGAAGGUAAAGAAUGGUCAAUUGAAACAUCACCUGCAAAAAAUUGGACACCACCUCAGCCCAAGGUUUCUCUGUCCUCAGCUCAUCGAAGCUCUGCUGGACAGCAGCAAAAUACUGGUGCUACAUCUGACAAAGCAUUUGAAGACUGGCUAAAUGAUGACAUUGGUUCCUAUCAAAGUGGUCAAGAGAAUCGUUAUGUUGGGUUUGGAAAUACAGUUACUCCUCCAAAGAAAGAAGAUGAUUUCCUUAAUAAUGCCAUGUCCUCGCUCUAUUCUGGAUGGAGCAGUUUUACCACUGGAGCAAGCAAGAUUGCUUCUGCAGCUAAAGAAGGUGCUACCAAAUUUGGAUCCCAGGCAACUCAAAAGUUUUGGGGCCACAAACAGCAGGCAGAGCCGGCUUCAGAGUUAGGUCAGAGUUUAAAUGAAAAUGUUCUCAAACCUGCGCAGGAAAAGGUGAAAGAAGGAAAAAUAUUUGAUGACGUUUCCCAGGGAGUCUCACAUUUGGCUUCCAAGGUCCAGGGAGUAAGUGGUAAGGGAUGGCGAGAUGUGACCACUUUUUUUUCUGGAAAAUCAGAUGGGCCUUCUGAAAGGCCAACUGAGGGGGAGAGCUACCAGAACAGCGGAGGUGAAGGCUACCAGAACAAUGCAGUUGACCACAGCUUUUGGGAGACCUUUGGCAACUCAGAGCCACCCAAAACACAUAAGUCCCCAAGCAAUGACAGCUGGACCUACGUGGACAAUUCAACAGAGAAGAAGAGCUCCGAUAGCUGGGAUGUCUGGGGGUCAGGGACAGUUUCCAAUAACAAGAACAGUAACAGUGACAGCUGGGAAAACUGGGAGACCAGCUGGGAGAAUGCCGCUGGGGAGGGCAAGACCAGCAAAGCUCCUAAGAAGACAGCAAAAGAAUCUUCUUCAGCUGCUGAAGAAGGCUGGGAUAACCAGAACUGGUAGGACUCUGUCCCUGUCCAGCAAGUCAGAGGAAGAGUCAUAUCUCUGGAAAGAUUUCCUAGGUGACUGGAUUCAUGUCCUUCUCAUUUUGGGGCCUCUUUAAACCUCAUGCUUACAAGUUCCAUUCUUCCUCUCCUGUUUACAACUACAAUAAAAAACAUAUUCAUGUGCAGACUAUUAUACUUACCAUAUGAAGACACAUCUCUCCCAUGGAAAUGACCUUGUGCAUAAGAUAUAUUCUCACUGUGCUGCUGUUGUACGUGGAGCAUGCCACAACUUCCCUAAAGCGAGAGUUUGGAGGAAGCAAGCCCAUGUGAACAUACUUUCAUAGCACAACGUUGCAUGUGCAGUCUUACAGGAUUGUCCAGCUUCUCUUUGAAGCUUAUGCUGAAGUUCUUGAGAACUGAGGAGUAUGACAUAGAGAUAUCUUCAACAGAUCAGUGAACUGUGACUGAAGCUGCUGGGAUAGCUUUGAGUAGAGCCAAAAUAAUAAUAAAAAGACUCCACUGGAGCAGUUCUUAGAUUGAUCAAGGUUUAAUAUUUUAAAAGAAACCCUCACUUCCAUUUUAAUUAUAUCAUGACAAAGAACCAUCUUGAGCUUCUUCUCUAAAACAGCUGGAAAAUCAAGUAAGAGAUAUUUCCUGUUUCUGCCUUGGGCAAUUUUCAGCAGGUGUGUAACAGAUCCCGCCCCUUUUUUAAAUUAAAGGACAUGUUCCACCAACCUUCUCUUAUACCUAAGAUUCCAUAUGCUGUUUAGUAUGUUUGUAGCAGAUCUGUGUGAUACAAGAAGUGGGGAAUUUCAAAGGAUUCGACAAGAUAGGCGCAAGAUGUGUUGAAGCAGAAUCUCCAAAUGGCAAAAGCAAAAUUCUGAUAUACAUCAUUCUAAUUAAGCAUCAGUGUUAUUUAUGUUUAAAUAACAUUUUAUUUCAAUCAAACAUUUAUUUUAAACAUUAAGCUAAUUAAAUAAAAAAACAUUAAUUUGAUCCUUUGAAUGCACUUAUGAAUGAAAUCAGUUGGAAAAAUUCUGUAAUAGGAUUUUGCACUUCCUUUCCCCCCCCCCCUUCUCACAAGCAGAAGAAUGUUAAACAAGAAUGGUUAGGCUGCAGCUUUCAUCAUGUUGGGCUGUUCUGCAUGGUAUUUGAGAAGAAUUCAGGUAUUUCUUUCCACAGGGUCUUGUGUAAAGUAUAUUCCUAGUGCCUGUAGUCAGUAGUCUCUUCUAUCAUUUCUGUAUGUUUACAGCACAGUAUGUCUGCCAGGAUGCGGGAAAUUUUGAAUCACGCUAUGACUGACUGAAGCCCAAUAGGAAUGCCAGUAUAGAUUCUUCAGGUACUAAUGUUUUGCUUGCAAACUUCCACUUCAAAGGUUUGGUUCUCUGUCUAAGAAGGCUUUUGUCUGGUCAGCUCAGCUCAUUGGCUUCUGGCCUGGCUCUUCUUGGGUGAGAUUUGCCGCAGUUGUAAACAUCCAAGUGCUCAUGAUUCAGUGAACAAUGUCUGCUGUAUAUAAAGGUCUAUACACAUGUGCGAACUACCCACUAAGUAUUAAUAGUAUCCUAGGAUUUGUGUGUAUUGUUCAAUAUGUCAGUAUCUGCCUUGUAAAGAAAUAUGAUCUUGCCGGCUUGUUCUGAUGUACUUCUGCACUAGUCUUUAAGACAUCCAAUUAAAAUGUUCCUUUAGGUUUUCCCAUUAUUGUUUUGGCUCCACUAUUCUGGUCAGACCAUCCUCUCGGGCCCUUUCAGUCUAUGGUGGUAGCAAUGAGGUGAUCCAUACCUUUUCUUUAAGAUCCCUUAGAAGUGCUUUUCUCAUGCCAGAUGGACUCCUCUGUCUUAUUUUGAGAACUCUAACCUUGUACAGCUCUUCCUUGCAAAAAUAAAUCUGGACAUAGUUAAAUGCUUUUUCUAAUGCUGGUGGUUCCAUCUUUGCCAACACUUUGAAUCUUUCCAUGUUGUCUGUUUUUCCCUUAUCUCAACCCUUUCUGUUCUGCAGAUGGGAACAUGAGAAAAUAACUGCAUGUAAUUCUGUAGUGCCUAGCAUUAACUUAUACCUGUCUUUCUUUAUCAGCUCUUUCAAGGACACUUUAUUGCCUGGGUUUGAAACCAAUGCAUGUGCUCUGCAGAUCUUCCACCUACUUAAGUGUGAAUUAUUAUCUCCAGCUUAUAACUUGGCAGUAAAUCUUUCAGAAACCUUUGCAAGGAACAAGGAUGGGAAAAUAUACUUGAGCUGCUUUCUGAAGCAGCCUGUCUGAAUUAAUGUGAUCUCUAUGUUGUCAAAAUAUUUUGCUACUCCAUGUACUGUCACUUUAUAAAACAUUCAUGUGGCCUCAGUUUGUUUGAACAAAUGAAUUUGAUGUAUGUAAACAUCCA
Messenger RNA from Pogona vitticeps (central bearded dragon), 3910 nucleotides. RefSeq names its product ARF GTPase activating protein 1 (gene ARFGAP1). Gene Ontology annotation, cellular component: Golgi membrane. Gene Ontology annotation, biological process: regulation of ARF protein signal transduction; regulation of endocytosis. The record is from RefSeq and is a predicted model, not a curated record. Lineage: Eukaryota; Metazoa; Chordata; Lepidosauria; Squamata; Agamidae. Gene Ontology annotation, molecular function: GTPase activator activity.